AUUUAUUCUCAGGCGGUGGCAGAAGGACGCUGUGACGGAAGACCGCAGGCUGCACAUCGACAUGGCCAACGCAACAUCAGUCCAUUUUGCAAUCUUUUGCAGUAUGUGAGCAACAUUACUCUUCAAUAGUAUCGCUUCCUCACGCGUGCAUCCUGUGGAGGCAGUCUGUGAGCACAGAAUUGAAUGCACAGAGUCACAUCGUCGCCGUCGUCACUACGGCGCAUGCCCUACAAAACAACACCUGCGGGUUAUGUCUGAACCCAACAAUCAGCUUCCGUCUUUACACCUUACCCUCGAGGUCCCAUUGUUGUCUGAGAUGCGUGUUUGAUCGGCCGGCGUACGCCCGGAUCUCCCAAGAUGGCUGCGCACAACGGCCAGACACAUGUUGGCUUGGGACUAGACAUGACAUAUCGCAGGCCAACAACGCAAGAGCAUAAUCGACCUGUCAGGGGAGACAUGGCUGAGGAUGAGACUCGAUCUAUGACAGACGCCACCUACCAACUAUCGUCGCAGCUAAAUGGAGGCGGACUGGGUCACCUCAAUGGACACACGACACCCAGACUAAUACCCGAGUCUGCAGACUACCUCAGUGCAAAACCUUUACAUCGUACUAGAAGUGACCUUGGUCCGCGGCGGAAAGAGGGAGUAACUCCCGAGGCCUCAGACGACAAGCUCGCACACAUCCGACAUGGCUGGGACGAUGAGUACACAUCAAACGAGUACCUGUCACUGUUACACUCAACCUUCUACAUGUAUUACACAGAAAAGCGCCAUGAAAGCAAUGGCUCGCAGUCAGAGGAGUCCAAGAAGUUUCCCAGCGUGGAUUGGCGCAUGAAAGAUAGGAUGAAGACCGUUUCUGCCGCACUAGCAAUCUGCCUGAACAUUGGCGUGGAUCCUCCGGAUGUGAUCAAGACCAAUCCAACGGCGAAGCUCGAGGCCUGGGUCGAUCCGACUGGCAGCAGCAGCGGUUCGACAAAAACGAUGGAGCAGAUCGGCAAACGGCUACAAGAGCAGUAUGAGUCGCUGAGUUUGCGAACUAGGUAUAAGCAGUACUUGGACCCAUCCAUUGACGAAACGAAAAGAUUCUGUAUCUCGUUGCGGCGUAACGCGAAGGACGAGCGAGUCUUGUUUCAUUACAACGGCCAUGGUGUGCCUCUUCCGACCGCCUCGGGUGAGAUCUGGGUCUUUAACAAGAACUACACGCAAUACAUCCCGGUUGGGAUUUAUGAUCUUCAGUCCUGGCUAGGCGGCCCGAGUUUGUUUGUCUACGAUGUCUCGCACGCCGGCAACAUUGUGGCCAAUUUCGACACCUUCCUCGCUAAGCAUGAGAAGGAGAAUGAAGAGCUUAAGAAGCGGGAUCCGAGCGCGCAAAUACAAAAUUACGGUGACUGCAUACAGCUGGCUGCCUGUGAUAAGACUGAGAUGCUACCGACAAAUCCGGAUCUUCCUGCAGACUUAUUCACAUGCUGUCUCACAACUCCUAUAGACAUUGCUCUGAGGUGGUUUGUGUUGCAGAAUCCCCUUCCCAACGGAUCACUACUGGAGGAAGGGAAGAUUCCGGUGCCGGGUCGUCUUCAAGACAGAAGAAGUCCCCUAGGCGAAUUGAAUUGGAUCUUCACAGCCAUCACCGAUACUAUCGCGUGGAACAUUCUGCCUAGGACACUGUUCAAGAAGCUUUUCCGCCAGGAUCUCAUGGUGGCUGCGCUGUUCCGCAACUUCUUACUCAGUGAACGGAUCAUGCGAGCGAAUCAUUGCCAUCCUAUAUCAUCACCAACCCUGCCUGAAACGCACCGUCAUCCACUGUGGCAGAGCUGGGACCUUGCCAUGGAAAUGGUCCUGGCACAGUUACCUAUGUUGCGUGAAGCAGAGGAAGGAAAGCGUGUGUACGAGUAUCAGCAUUCGACCUUCUUCUCCGAGCAACUCACAGCCUUUGAGGUCUACCUCAGCUCUGGUCCGACCAAAGAUCGUGCUCCAGAUCAAUUACCGAUUGUACUACAAGUGCUUCUUAGUCAGGUGCACCGCCUACGCGCUUUGAUAUUGUUGAGCAAGUUCCUAGACUUGGGACCUUGGGCGGUUCAUCUGGCUUUGAGUAUCGGUAUCUUUCCUUAUGUUGUCAAGCUCCUGCAAGCGGCGUCACUCGAACUCAAACCUGUUAUGGUCUUCAUUUGGGCUCGAAUUAUGGCUGUCGACCACACUGUUCAGACUGAUCUGUUGAAGGACAACGGUAUUCAUUAUUUCAUCUCCAUCAUGAACCCUCGCUCCGACAUUCCUGUUGGCAACGCAAGCGAACAUCGAGCCAUGUGUGCAUUCAUCGUGGCCACCUUUUGCAGGAAGUAUGCUCCUGGUCAGACCGUCUGUCUGCUACCUGAACUCUUCAACGCCUGUCUGCUUAACAUGGCAGAGCCAGAGAAUCCAUUGCUACGACAGUGGUCAUGUCUGUGUCUGAGUAUGCUGUGGUGUGAUUAUGCUGAUGCAAAAUGGAUGGGUAUUCGCUGUAUGGCUCAUGCAAGGCUGUGCGAACUAUCUCUUGAUCCAGUCCCAGAAGUCCGGGCUUCCAUGCUCCAUGCCCUGACCAAUUUUCUGGGGAUCCCGGAUCUGACGGACCAAUUAUCACAGAUCGAGGAGGGUAUUGCCUCGUCUGUACUGUUUAUGACCUCUGACGGAAGCACUUUGGUGCGAAAAGAGUUGGUUGUUUUCCUCUCUGCGUUUGUUCAUCGCUACCAGAACAAAUUCAUUGUGGUGGCGUAUGAGCAACUUGUGCAGGAAAGAGACAGACAUCCGUACAAGGAUGGUGAGACGAAUGCAUACGAUCCCCAUAAUCCACUCUCCUCGAUAUCAGCAAACACGAUAUAUGGAUGUAUCUGGCUGCAGAUUAUGAUAUUGUCAGUCGACCCUCACCCAGAAAUCUCGCGAAAUGCUUCCAUCGUCGUGGAUGCUGUACACGAGCUUUUGAUCAAUUCGCCAAUGGGUCAGAUGGCAUUGGAUGUGAUCGAUGACCUUGUCCGAUUCUCGAAGCGGGAGGAACCCCAACUCAAGAAAAUCCCAUCUUUCAGCGCGUUGAGACAGACGGACCACCGACCAGGCACUCCACCACCACAAAUGCGGAAGAAUCAGAGCUAUCUAUCGCUCAGCCUGAAGCGCGCCGGCACGUCUCUGCGAAAUCUUGCGUUCGGCGCUACAGAAAGUGCCAACGGCUCUGCAGAAACCAGCCCUCAAGCAUCCCCCAGCAAACCAAAAGAGCCCAUCCAUCCGGUCAAUACCCCAAGAGGCCGCCUUCCGCCAGAAUGGAGUCGACCACCAGAGACAUCCGAUGCUCAUGGUUCUGGUGGUUCCUAUCAAUCAGCAACCUUACCCACUUCGGCUGGGUUUGCUCCUCUCGACCCCAAGCUCAAACAGUGGAUACCCCUGCAAAGUUCGCUGCUAGAAUGGUCGACAGAAUAUUUCCGCGAACCACAAAUGCGACCUAAUGACCCUGACGAACCAGGCUCAGCAGACUACAAUUCUCGAUUGUGGCGACGAAACCGCAACGAGAAAAUCAUCGCAGACAACCAGCCACUUAAGGGUGUGGCAGGUAGUUCGCGAUGGACUCGUCUGGAGGGAUUCCUCAACAACCACAACCAGCCCAUGAGGUUAGUCUUCCAUCAGUUCGAUGACCAUCUGGCCGUGACCGACGACAAGGACACGGUGACGAUCUGGGAUUUCCAGAAGAAUGAGCAAUUGAGCCGCUUCAGCAACGGGAACCCAGCCGGAAGCAGGAUCAAUGACGCCAAAUUCAUGAACGAAGACGACCAACCGCUGCUUAUGGUGGGGAGUUCUGACGGCAUGUUGAAAGUCUACCGCAAUUAUGGGAGUUCAAAUGAAGUCAAGAUCAUCACGGCGUUUAGAGCGUUGACGGAAAUGGUCCCUAGCAACAAGAAUGCCGGGCUGGUGUUCGACUGGCAGCAGGGUCAAGGCAAGGCUCUAGUCGCGGGUGACGUGAAAGUGAUUAAAGUGUGGAAUGCCGCGACGGAGCUUUGCGUCGGCGAUAUACCGGCCCGAAGCUCGAGUUGCGUGACGAGUCUGACGAGCGACCAGGUCGCUGGGCAGAUUUUCAUCGCGGGUUUCGGGGAUGGUGUGGUCAGGGUGUUUGACCAACGUCUCAACCCCAGGACUGCUAUGGUCAAGAUCUGGCGCGAGCAUAGGCAGUGGAUCACGAAUAUUCAUAUGCAGCGCGGUGGGGUGCGGGAGUUGAUUUCGGGCUCGAGGAAUGGCGAAGUCAAGCUCUGGGAUUUGAGAAAUGAUAAGGCUGUUUUGACGCUGAGUGCGACGACACCCAGUCAAGGCCAUGCCGCUGGAGCCGGUGCUGGUGCGGACGGCGGUCACGGUGGUGGUGCUGGUGGUACUGGUAGUGGUUUGCCGGGUGGUCCGUUACUGCGCAGUCUCAGCGUCCACGAACAUGCGCCUGUUUUUGCUGUGGGCACGGAGAAACAUGAGGUUCGCAGCUACAAUACUAAUGGCGAUGCGCUGGGCUUGUUUGAGCCGUUGCCCAGUCGUCUUGCGCAGGUUGUGGGGGGCAGUCUUGCGGGACGCGGUGCGCAUAGUCCGAUUGUGGCGACGGCGUAUCAUCCUCAUCGGAUGCUUUUGGCUUGUGCCGCGCUGGGCGAUGGACAUGUUAGCUUGAUGAGUUAUUGAUCUUGCUGAGUGCAGUAAAGCAGUACUAUGAUUGAUGGUGGGCCGGCUUGCGGUGAUAGGAGGGAUGAUGAGGAUGAGAAGGAUGUGGAUUGCGGACGGUGGCCAAGACAAAGGAAGGGUGUGACGGUACACUCACUCUUACUCUUGCUGACUGGGACUAAGUAUGUUGUAUGUGAUGUACUACGCGUCCAAUACAGCUGGGGAUGUGAGAGUUGGUGCUGGGACAAGCGUCCCGUUGAAUCAGCGGAAGGCCUUAUCUCAAUCAUGAGGACGGAGUCAAGGUUGAAUUGUGCUGGGGCUGGCAGGAUCUGGUCCUGCGCCUGGGCCUGGAACGGCAGACAUAUGACAGCAGAGCAGCGGCAAGGCAUAGCAUUGCAUAACAUUAAUGAACAAC
Exophiala viscosa is the source of this 5065-nucleotide messenger RNA. RefSeq names its product raptor N-terminal caspase like domain-containing protein. Lineage: Eukaryota; Fungi; Ascomycota; Eurotiomycetes; Chaetothyriales; Herpotrichiellaceae. The transcript has a single exon. Gene Ontology annotation, biological process: positive regulation of cell growth; positive regulation of protein serine/threonine kinase activity; TOR signaling. Gene Ontology annotation, molecular function: protein binding; protein-macromolecule adaptor activity. Gene Ontology annotation, cellular component: cytoplasm; TORC1 complex. The record is from RefSeq and is a predicted model, not a curated record. Bases 358 to 4671 code for a protein of 1437 amino acids.